AUGGAUGCCGGGUGGUUUUACUCCCCCACGCAGAUUGUUCGUUAUUUUUCUACGCGGGUGACGAGUCUUAAACCUCCGAAGAACAAACUUCGAAAUCCAUACGCGAUUCUGAAAGAGCUCACAUCACAUCAAUGGCUUAUGUUUGCUGCGGGCUUUCUGGGCUGGACAUGGGAUUCUUUCGACUUCUUCACCGUAUCGAUGACAAUUACUGAAUUGUCGGAAGCGUUUGGGGUAUCUUACUCUGAUGUAUCAUGGGGUAUGACCGUCACUCUCAUGCUUCGGUCGGUCGGCGCGAUUAUUUUCGGAUUACUCGCUGAUAGAUACGGGCGGAAAUGGCCGAUGAUUAUCAACCUAUUCAUUUUUAUCAUUCUCGAGCUUUGCUCUGGAUUCUGCAAUACAUUGCCACAAUUCCUAGGUGUUCGAUCGUUGUAUGGAAUAGCAAUGGGAGGACUCUUUGGACCAGCUGCCGCUACUGCCCUCGAAGACCUCCCGUACGAAGCACGCGGUCUUCUCUCCGGACUAUUCGAAAUGGGAUAUGCAACGGGAUAUCUUCUUGCCGCUGCAUUUUACAGGGCUCUUGUCCCGACGACAUCGCAUGGAUGGAGAAGCCUGUUCUGGUUCGGAGCUGGUCCUCCUAUUCUGAUCAUCAUAUUUCGGUGGUAUUUGCCAGAAACAAACCAUUUUCAAGUGAUGAAAGCCGAACGCGAAGCUCGCGCAAAUGCAGUGGCGGAGGAUGGAAACACAAAAUCCAAAGACUUUCGAGUAUUUGUACGAGAUGCUGGACGUGCACUGCGGGAUAAUUGGGUGUUGUUUGUUUAUCUAAUUGUCUUGAUGACGGGCUUCAACUCGUGCUCUCAUGGAAGCCAGGACUUUUACCCGACUUUCCUGAAAGAUCAAGUCGGCAUGGACGCAACACAAACAACGGUCAUUACCGUUGUUGGUCAAAUCGGCGCGCUAAUUGGAGGAUGUUCGAUUGGCUAUAUUAGUACAUUCUUUGGUCGGCGAUUGACCAUGAUGGUAUCCUGCGUCAUUGGUGGCGCAGUUAUUCCAGCUUACAUUUUACCGCGCGACAUGUCCUUGGUCGCCAGUGCGUUUUUCGAGCAGAUCUUCGUCGGCGGAGUUUGGGGGCCUAUGCCCAUUCAUCUCCUGGAGUUAUCACCGAUUGCACUUCGCUCCUUGAUGGUUGGACUGACUUACCAACUUGGUAACCUGGGAUCAUCUGCCUCAGCCACUAUACAAUCUAUCAUUGGUGAAAGGUACCCGCUUCCUGCUGGACCCGACGGUAAGGCACGUUUCAACUAUGGUAAGGUGAUUGCCAUUUUUAUGGGAGCUGUGUGGGCAUUCAUUCUCUUCUUCCUUUUCUGGGGUCCUGAGAUGUCACAAGAGGAGCGUGAAGAGGAAGCCGAGGCUUCACUGCGGCUGGAGCAACUUCGGGCUUCUGGUAUCAGUCUGGCUGAAAUCGGAGAGGCUCAGUUUCGAGGGAAGGAUAUUGAUCGACUUAGUGUGAAUGAUGAGGAGAAGGGGGUCACCGCGCAUGUUGAGUGA
Molecule: messenger RNA, 1545 nt
Organism: Penicillium manginii
Lineage: Eukaryota; Fungi; Ascomycota; Eurotiomycetes; Eurotiales; Aspergillaceae
Product: sugar transporter family protein
Exons: 4
Coding region: 1-1545 (514 amino acids)
Biological process (GO): plasma membrane lactate transport
Cellular component (GO): plasma membrane
Molecular function (GO): secondary active monocarboxylate transmembrane transporter activity
Source: RefSeq, a predicted model, not a curated record